Umbelopsis ramanniana AG is the source of this 333-nucleotide messenger RNA. RefSeq lists its product as uncharacterized. The record is from RefSeq and is a predicted model, not a curated record. The coding region runs from base 1 to 333 and encodes 110 amino acids. Gene Ontology annotation, cellular component: BORC complex. NCBI's taxonomy places the organism in Eukaryota, Fungi, Mucoromycota, Umbelopsidomycetes, Umbelopsidales, Umbelopsidaceae. The transcript has 3 exons. Gene Ontology annotation, biological process: lysosome localization.
AUGACUGCGCAAGCAGACUGGGCUGAACGGAUUCUCAGUUGCAAAGACGAUGAAAACUUGACGCAAAUCCUAAGCGACCAGGAAGAGAGCAUCCAAAUCUACAAAAAGGCAACAGAUCAACUGACCGCUUUCAACGAUUUCAGUACUGCCAGAUUUACACAAAUACAGAGGCAUCUAGAGUCUCAUACAAAGCUCAUAAAAGAGAUCAAAAAUGACUUGGAUGCCGCGUUUCUGAAAAUUAGGGUACUUAAACAACAUUGUCAGGAGCGCCAUCCAGUAGAACAUGAGAAAGCACUCGAACGAUAUCCACCACGAGUCGUUGAGGAUGAUUGA